UGGCAACGGUGUAGAAGCCGUCAGACGUCGCGAGUGGACGGACCGCAAGGGGAACAAAGAUGGCUAUGGAUCUAUCGGCCAUUUUCUAAAGUGAGACAGACUAAAGUGUUUUCGGUGUUUUUCCGGUUGUAAUCGAGGAAAUCGUGGGAUUUUUCAGGAAAACCCGAUAACUCCCGCUGGUCACCAUGUUCGAUCCGAACGUCAUCACGACCACCACUCAACAAACCGCUCAGAUCCAGUACCAGCAACAACAACCCCAACAACAGCAGCAGCAGCAACAACAAAACGACAAAGACAAAAACAAUCAGGAACAAAAGCAGCAGGAAUUCACCCCGUUCUGUUACGCGACCAACGUCAACAUGAUCCAGAAAAUCGCGCCUCAAACCCAACAUUCCACCGUCAACAUGUCCCAGUUGACCGACGACAAGUGCUACAUUACACAACCGGCCUUUAGUUACAAUUACACCCUGGUAAGUAAUGUUAACCAGAAUCUACUCACUCAGAACGCCAUAUCGAACAUUACGUUUAAAUGUGACGUGUGCGGACUGAUGUUCGCCCAUCUCAGUUUGCUUAAUCACCACAAGAAGGUGCAUCACGGACAAACCGAUCAGCAACAAGCUCAACAACAGCAAAUUACCGUGCAGCUGAUGCCUACGCAAGUUCCACAAGCCCAACAGCCCACUCAAAUUCAAAUAGUGUCGGCAGAUCGGAUACGGUUUUCGUGCGAGGAGUGCGGCAUGACUUUCGCCACUCAAGGGGAACUGAAGACGCAUAAAAUACAAAACCAUCAACAAGGACAACAACAGGUCCAAGCUCAAUCCCAACAAACGACGCAACAAGUGACGGUCAACACGUUGAAGAUUAAAAAUUGUGAGACGUGCGGGGCACCUUUGCCGCAAGACACCAACAAAAAAAGGGCCGUCAUGAAGGUAAAAUGCGAGACUUGCCUCAGUGCCGAGGCGAUACAACCGCAGAUUUUCGUUGUGGCAGCUGCACCGGAACCGCAGAUCAAGUUCGAGGAAAGUACCGGCACCCAAACGCAAAAUCCCAACGCCACUUUAGGUACGCAAAACUCGAUCCCGAUCGGUCAAGUGAAAACCAUUCAUCAAACGACCAACAAUCAUCCGGUAAAGAAACGUGGUGUGGCGAGCGUCACUAAAUGCACCAAAUGUAACGGCAGCGGGAUCAUUUUCAUCGGCGGUACCAAGAAUCCGCAGACCAACGUGGACAAACCUUUCCAUUGUAAUAUUUGCAACGGAUCUUUUAGCAGAUACUCCUCCCUGUGGUCCCACAAAAGGCUACACUCGGGCGAAAAGAACUUCAAGUGCAACAUUUGCGGUUUGGCGUUCGCCAAGGCCGCUUAUUUGAAAAACCACUCUAGGAUACACACUGGGGAAAAACCUUAUCGGUGUAACGUGUGCGGCAUGCAGUUCUCCCAAUCGCCCCAUCUGAAGAACCACGAACGGAUACACUCGGGAGAGCGGCCGUACGUCUGCGAAGUUUGUGAUAAGUCGUUUGCGAGACAUUCGACGUUAUGGAACCACAGGAGGAUUCAUACGGGAGAAAAACCAUACAGAUGCGACAUUUGUAGUUCAUGUUUCAACCAGGCGACCCACUUAAAGAACCACCAAAAAGUCCACUCCGGAGAAAAGCCGUUUAAAUGUGAUAUCUGCUCGGUCGGGUUCUCGGACCGGUUUGCCUUAAAGAGGCAUAGAAACAUCCACGAAAAAUACGGUCGAACGAAACCGAUGAACCAAAUUAACGAGGAACAGACUAAUAACGGCAACGUGGAUUCGUCUACGGAUGCGGCGUUACAAGUACAUCCCGAAGAUAGCGAGGGUGAAGAGUUAUUAGAGGCAAAAAUCGAGGGCCAGUACGACGAAAGUGAGGAAAUCGAAGAGGAAAUGGAAGAUAUUUCCGAUCUACAGGUUCAAUUACAAUAAAACCCUUUAUAGCUGUAGAUAUUUAAUUAUUGUGUCUGUAGUGCACACCUUAAAUCGUCAGUUACUCACCCAUCAGUGUAAGUCUACCGUUUUUACAUAGGAAGAUCCUAAAAUUGAAAAUUAACCAUUGUAUGUGCCAAACAAGUGCGGCUAUUUGGUAAUACAUUCAUAGAGGGCCUAUUUUUUUUAAAACUUACACGUGCCAUUACAAUUCAAAAUCGAAACAUUGUUUUAAAUGUUCGGGUUAGGCCUUAAAAUUACUGACCAUUAUGUGAUGUUAAUAAUUUUUCCUUGUACAUAACUAUUAUAUUAAUUGAUUAAAGUUUUUCUUUUUUUGUAGUUGAUGGACUUUUUUUAGUUUUAGGAGAAUUUUGUAUGAAAAGAUAUGUAUAGUUAAAUAAUGAGAAUAGUAUCAAUUAAU
Anthonomus grandis grandis is the source of this 2364-nucleotide messenger RNA. Its product is annotated as zinc finger protein 678-like. Gene Ontology annotation, biological process: regulation of transcription by RNA polymerase II. The coding region runs from base 186 to 1943 and encodes 585 amino acids. The record is from RefSeq and is a predicted model, not a curated record. The transcript is spliced from 12 exons. Gene Ontology annotation, cellular component: nucleus. NCBI's taxonomy places the organism in Eukaryota, Metazoa, Arthropoda, Insecta, Coleoptera, Curculionidae. Gene Ontology annotation, molecular function: RNA polymerase II cis-regulatory region sequence-specific DNA binding; DNA-binding transcription factor activity, RNA polymerase II-specific.